AUGGGGCUGCACCAGGCGCUGCUGGUGCUGCUGGUGCUGCGCUCGCCGGUGCUGGCCCAGAUCACGGUCCCACGGCCCGUGAAUGCGACGGGGGAGGAGGUAGCUCCGCAGGCCAUCGCCUCAGGGCUCUAUGUCUUUUUAUCUGAUGACUUCAGGAUUUACGUGUCUAAUGAGAAGGGAUCUAUACGCUCUGAUUCAACCCAUAUCAAGGGAGGCUGCCACUACCGGGGCUACAUCGAUGGGUUCCCCAACUCGGCAGUGACCCUCAGCACCUGCUCGGGGCUCAGGGGCUUGCUGCAGUUUGAGAACGUCAGCUACGGGAUCGAGCCCCUGGGUUAUUCUCCUGCCUUCGAGCACUUUGUGUAUCGCGUGAGCGACGAGAAGGCGGCAGGUUCCCUCUUUGCCACCGGCCGCCGCGAGGGAGGGCCGGGGCGGCUGACGGCAGAGGAGGUGUCGUCCAAAGCGCGUGGAGAUGGCGAAGUAGCUCCCAUUUACGUGAUUGGGUGCUGGCAAUCGUUUCAGCAUUCAACGUUGUUGCGCGCCGCCGUGGUAAAUGCCUUGUCUGCUCUUGUGUCCUCUUGGGUUAUUUUUCAGUACAACCACAUGGGUUCAGACACGAAUGCUGCGAUGCAGAAGAUAAUCCAGGUCUUCAAUCUGGUCAACAACAUGUUUAACCCGCUUAAUGUUACCAUCGUGCUGUCCUCCCUGGAGCUGUGGACAGAGGAGAAUAAGAUAUCGACAGCAGGGGAGGCAGAUGACCUUCUACAGCGAUUUUUACAGUGGAAACAGUCAUAUCUCGCUCUGCGGUCGCACGACGUAGCUUAUCUAUUAGUGUACAGGGACCGAGCAGCGUUCGUGGGCGCAACGGCUCCGGGAAAGGCGUGUCAGAGGGACGCUGCCGGCGCGGUGGCCGUGUACCAAGGGUCCGUGACGCUGGAGUCCUUCUCCGUCCUCCUGGCCCAGCUGCUGGGACGCAGCCUGGGCGUGAGCUACGACGACUCCCGCGACUGCCGCUGCCCCGGGCGCGUCUGCCUCAUGAGCCGGGAGGCGCUACAUUUCAGUGGGGUAAAAGCCUUUAGCAACUGCAGCGUCGGCGACUUUGAAACCUUCCUGAAGCACGACGGAGGCGCCUGCCUUUUCCAUAGGCCCCGCUUGACCGGACUGUCCUACCGGAGAGGGCCCGUCUGCGGCAACGGCGUCGUGGAGCCCGGCGAGCAGUGCGACUGCGGCGGGGCGGAGGCAUGCUUGAAGGAUAAAUGCUGUACUAAAAGAUGUCGGUUUAAGCCAGGAGUGAAAUGUUCCUCUGGACUGUGUUGUAAUGAAUGUCAGUUCAAGCAGAAGAACUCGCAGUGCCGCCCCGCCGCCGAUGCGCAGUGUGACCUGGCCGAGUUCUGCAACGGGUCCUCCGCGUCCUGCCCCCCCGACCUGUACGUGCAGGACGGGCACGGCUGUGAGCGCGGCACCGGCUACUGCUACAAGGGGCGCUGCCAGUCCCCGGACCUGCAGUGCCAGCGGCUCUACGGGAGAGGUUCAAAAAAUGCUCCUGUGGCUUGUUACGAGGAACUCAAUAGUCAGCGGGACCGAUUUGGACACUGCGGGUUCCAGCCCAGACAAGGCUAUAAGUCCUGUGCUUGGAGGAAUCUCAGAUGUGGGAAGUUGAUCUGCACGUACCCGUACAACACUCCGUUCGCGUCAGCCGCCGCCGCCGUUCUUUACGUCCAAGUGCGUGAGCAUUUAUGUGUAUCUCUGGAUUAUUUGAACGCACCGGCGAGGCUGGAUCCUCUUCUGGUGCCGGCAGGUACAAAGUGUGGUUCUGGGAAGGUGUGUAUAAACAACACUUGUCACCCACACUCGGUCCUGGGGUAUGACUGUGACAGCAAAGUCAAGUGCCACGGCCACGGCGUGUGCAAUAACAAGGGGCACUGCCACUGCCACCCUGGCUGGAAGCCCCCUGACUGCCUGCAGAAGGGGUCGCGCUUGGGGGGAAGCGUCGACAGCGGCCUCCAGGUGAUGGACGGUGGCCUCUCCGUGCAGCGAGCGCUGGAGGACGUGACGCUGGCCUGGCCGGUGCUGGGCUCCUGCCUCCUCCUGCUCCUCCUCACCCCAGCCGCCUGCCUCCUCUUCCUCCUCCGGCGGCGGGUGCUGGGCCGGCACGGCGGGGGGCAGACCCCGAGCAUGGAGGGCCCCGCCGCCGAGGAGGGCAGCGACCGCACGGACCCGGACACGGACCCGGACCCGCAGCCGGACUCGGACCCGGACCCGCACCCGGAGCCGGACCCGGACCCGGACUCGGACCCGGACCCGCAGCCGGACACGGACACGGACACGGACCCGGACCCGCAGCCGGAGCCGGACCCGCAGCCGGACUCGGACCCGGACACGGACCCGGACCCGGACCCGCAGCCGGACCCGGACCCGCAGCCGGACCCGCAGCCGGAGCCGGACCCGCAGCCGGACACGGACCCGCACCCGCAGCCGGAGCCGGACCCGCAGCCGGGGCCGCGGCGCGGGCGCUAAUAAAGGCGUUGGGGGCAGCCGCGUGUGCGCGCCUCUGUGCGGGGCGGCGGGGCCGGUACCGGCCGGGCGGGAUGGCGCCGGGGCCGGGGCUGGUGCC
This is a messenger RNA of Phalacrocorax carbo (great cormorant), 2614 nucleotides long. The record is from RefSeq and is a predicted model, not a curated record. NCBI's taxonomy places the organism in Eukaryota, Metazoa, Chordata, Aves, Suliformes, Phalacrocoracidae.